Messenger RNA from Misgurnus anguillicaudatus (oriental weatherfish), 1541 nucleotides. Lineage: Eukaryota; Metazoa; Chordata; Actinopteri; Cypriniformes; Cobitidae. The record is from RefSeq and is a predicted model, not a curated record.
CGGUCAAGGGUGCUUGAGUAAAGAUGUACCUAGAGAAUAAGAGUAAUGUGGAGGUGGAGAUGUCUCAGACUGGAGGCCAGGGUCACCCUAGCAGGGUGGGCAGAACAAAGUCUGAAUGUGUGUCUGAGAACUUUGAUGAGCUUCGUCUGCUGGAGGGCUUCUCGGGGGGAAGAGAGACACAGAAACUGCUUCAGGCUUCAGCUCAGCCAUCAGGACAAUGUAUAAUUUACAAUGACGUCCAUCAGGAUGAUCGCUUUAGCACGGUAAACCUUCUCAAAGGCAAAUCUAACCAGACCAAUCACACGGAAUGGUCACCUCUUCUCAAGUUUCCACAAAAUGACAGUAUAACCUACAUGACACUGCACGACUCCAGUUUGGGGCCUGGAGAGGAGUCAUGGGAGGCAAGCUCUGGUGAACUGGAGAGAAGGUGCAGACUGGGAAGUGAGGUUACCAGUCUCUCCCAUAUAACAUCUCUGGAGAAAUCUGACCAAUACUUCAAAUUAUCAUCCCCCAUCAGAUUUUGCUUAAGAACAGCAAAACUCUCGACCAUCUUCACCAUUGUUGUUCUGUGUUCACUGUUUUUCAGCAUGUAUCCUGACAGGGAAAGACCCUGGAGAAUGCUGGCAGUGUCCUCCACUGAGAGCUUUUCUAUGAACUUGACUAAUUUUCGUGACAAUGCCCUGCUGAAGCUACAAGUUGGUGGGCCAUUUUUGGGAGGGAUGGAGAAAGUCCAGGAAGCUCAAGAGUACAUUCUGAUUCAGGUGGAGCAGACAGAGGAGCCGGGACCUAGACGGAAAAGAACUCAAAAGGUGCUUUAUAACUGGACUAUACCUUUGCAUUCACAACGAAGUGACCAAAUUCUGAGAACAAGGACAUUUGAAAUGGUUAGCAGUGAUCCAAUUUCGAUCAGUGUCCAGGCCUUUCUCCUCGACAACCAGGUGGUCCCCCUGUCCAUGACUCACCAGUCUCUCUAUGUAACCGUGGAAACGCAGGUGCUUAUUGCCGGAUUGAUCCUGACAGGAGUCUACAUUCUCAUCAUCUUCGAGAUCGUUCACCGCACUCUGGCUGCCAUGUUGGGAUCGCUCGCUGCCCUGGCAGCGCUUGCUUUCAUCGGUGACAGGCCAAGCCUAAUGACUGUUGUCGAAUGGAUUGACUAUGAGACUCUUGCUUUGCUAUUUGGAAUGAUGAUACUGGUGGCAAUAUUUUCUGAGACCGGCUUCUUUGACUAUUGUGCGGUGAAGGCGUAUCAGUUGUCCCGAGGAAGAGUGUGGCCAAUGAUUAUGAUUCUCUGCCUGAUUGCGGCCGUUCUCUCAGCUUUCCUUGAUAAUGUGACCACCAUGAUGCUCUUCACCCCUGUUACAAUCAGGUUGUGUGAGGUGCUUAAUUUGGACCCCAGGCACGUCCUAAUUGCUGAGGUCAUUUUCACCAACAUCGGAGGAGCCGCCACUGCUGUUGGAGAUCCCCCCAAUGUCAUCAUCGUGUCCAACCAGGACCUGCGUAAAAAAGAGUCUGAAAUCACCAUGCCCUCCAUCAAACUUUGA